AUGGAUUCUACCAAGCAGCCCGUCAAGCUCGUCAAGGUCACCCGUGUCCUUGGCCGCACCGGUUCCCGUGGUGGUGUCACCCAGGUCCGCGUCGAGUUCAUGGACGACCAGACCCGUUCCAUCAUCCGUAACGUCAAGGGACCCGUCCGUGAGGACGACAUUCUCUGCUUGCUCGACAGCGACACCAUGAGCGCGGCGACAACGCCACCCAAGGACCACUUCAAUGUGUUGUUCUUCGCCAGUGCCAGCUCCUUCACGUCAAAACAGUAUGAGGCUUUCCCCGCUCCACUGCCACUGAAGAAGCUUUUCGACAUUCUCGAAGAGAGAUACUGUGGGAUCAAAGGAAAGGUUUUGGAGUCGUGUUUGGUCACGGUGAACUUGGAGUACGUCGACAUUCCCGGACCAGAAGAUGGGGGUGGGCCAGACAUCCAGGCUGGAGAUGAAGUAGCCAUCAUCCCGCCCAAUGGCGCUCGGCGACGAUUUGAAUCCAGUUCAUCCAUGGUUCAAUUCUCCCAAGUUGCUACGGGUACAGACAGCACCACAUUUGGUGGUGCUCACCCUCAAGGGCCUUGA
Colletotrichum gloeosporioides is the source of this 573-nucleotide messenger RNA. RefSeq names its product 40S ribosomal protein S28. The transcript has 5 exons. Gene Ontology annotation, biological process: maturation of SSU-rRNA; ribosomal small subunit assembly; Mo-molybdopterin cofactor biosynthetic process. NCBI's taxonomy places the organism in Eukaryota, Fungi, Ascomycota, Sordariomycetes, Glomerellales, Glomerellaceae. Gene Ontology annotation, cellular component: cytosolic small ribosomal subunit; ribosome; cytosol. Gene Ontology annotation, molecular function: structural constituent of ribosome. The coding region runs from base 1 to 573 and encodes 190 amino acids. The record is from RefSeq and is a predicted model, not a curated record.